This is a messenger RNA of Prosopis cineraria, 2253 nucleotides long. RefSeq lists its product as uncharacterized. The record is from RefSeq and is a predicted model, not a curated record. The transcript has 8 exons. Gene Ontology annotation, molecular function: zinc ion binding. Gene Ontology annotation, biological process: chromatin remodeling. Lineage: Eukaryota; Viridiplantae; Streptophyta; Magnoliopsida; Fabales; Fabaceae. Bases 330 to 1907 code for a protein of 525 amino acids.
GAAAGGACACAAACCCAGAGACCAGAGUUACAUGUGAAAAAUAUACAAACGCGCCGUGAAAAGCACAUAUACAAGACCAGAGGAACGCCAAGAAGAGGGGGGAGAGAGAGAGAGAGAGAGGAAGAGAGAGGGGGGGAGAGAGAGAGCCCAUAUACCACCGUGAUUCCUUGAUUUUCUAGGUUGUGAGGGGCGAAGAUUAUUAUAAACAAUCUGUCCCCAAGGUUUCAAAGUAUCUUCUCAAACCCACAAAGGAAAAAAAGAUCGUUCCCAACAAUGACCGACGGGGGCUACUUCAAUCUGGUCAUAUAGAUUUGAUAGGAGGCAUAUGCAUGCAAAGUUUUCUACAACAGAUUCAGGUGAUAAUGUUAAUGCAGAGCUCUCUUCCUAGUUCAAUUGAAGUUGCUCUAUUUCAUGUAUCUGAUGAAGGAAAAGAAGAUGCUUUAUGUGACUGGAUGCCUAGUGCUGAAACUUGGCAGGAGUGCCUGAAAUGCAAAAAGUUCCCUCUUGACUGCUGUAGAAAAGUUGGAGCAAUGCAAGGGCAAGAGGAUAGAAGGAAUGAUGAUGUUCCAUGCAGCUCAAAUUGUAUAAGUAGCUUAGAUCGACCGUCAACUGCCAGUACAAUGACUGGAAAUACUGUGCCAAAUCUAGUUUACAGGAGAAAAAAGAUACGGAAGAAUUCAACUACACCCUUUUUAAAAUUAGGACCUAUGUCUAUGCCAGCAAGUGCCAAUUGCCAUUCAGUCAUAAACCCCUGUGCUCAUAGAUUAUCAUCAGAAGGUCAGCUGGUCAGUUCUCAAGUUGUGCAAGAUGUUGAAAUGGUUAAAGACUAUGUUGUACCUGUUGUCUUACGUGAAGCAGCAAUAGAUCAUGGUAUACCAAAAAAUUUAGGUAUUGACAGCAUUAAUGAUAGUUGCUCCAUAUCAAAAUCAAAUAUGGAAAUUGUUUCAGAUUCCAUAGAAACUGGAAUGGAUGACACUGGUGAAUGCUCCUCAUCUAGUGUACUAGUCAUAGAUGUCCCUUGGGAAGGCCUAGCAGCAAAGGAUUUCUGCAUCAAAAUUCUAAGAGGCCAUGGACUCCUUGGAGGAGAUUCUCAUGCUGAUACUAUAGCUUCUCAAGCACAGGCUGCUACCUCUGGUGAUAAUUGCAGUUCCCGGUCAUGCAAAAUAUGUGGUCAUUUAGACAGCUCAUCGAACAUGCUUAUAUGUGAUCAUUGUGAAGAGGCAUUCCAUCCAUCCUGUCUCAUUCCUCGCAUGAAAAAUUUACCAAUUGAUGAAUGGUUUUGUCAUUCAUGCAUAAAAAAGAAGCAAAAAGUACUUAAAGAGAGGAUUAUUAAAAGUUCACCAAAUAUCAACAGUGAAAUGGAAUUAGGCAGAUCUACCUCAGAAAAUGGAGGAUUGAAUCCUAUACUGUUGAUGUUGAAUGACUCUGAGCCAAGUACAAGUGGCGUACGGGUUGGUAAAGGUUUUCAAGCAGAAGUUCCUGAAUGGUCAGGUCCAAUAAGAAGCCACGAGGAUGGGAGCCCAGCAUUGCAGCAGGCAAUACAUGAUGAUGAUGACCGUGCUGAACCAAUGGAAAUUGGCUGUUCAGAAUCCUGUCUGCAUCAAAUGAAUCUCAAAAGGGCAACUAGACUCAGCUCCAUUGGUAAUUGGCUUCAGUGUCAGGAGGUUGUAGAUCGAGUCAAGGGAACUAUAUGUGGGAAAUGGCGCAGGGCCCCUCUUUUUGAAGUCCAAACUGAUAACUGGGAGUGCUUCUGUGCCAUACAUUGGGACCCAGCUCAUGCUGAUUGUGCUGUACCUCAGGAGCUGGAAACAGAUCAAGUUCUGAAGCAACUGAAGUAUAUAGAAAUGCUGAGGCCUCGACUUGCUGCGAAACGUUCAAAAUUUGACAGGAAAAAGGGUGGUGAAUGAAGAAUUUUGGGUCUGGUUUUAGUUUGAAGAGGUUUAAGUUCGGCUUUGGCCUUGUAUAUUGUAUGUUGAGGUCCUGCAAGGCAGAAUCUUUAGAUAAUAUCCCAUUUGAGAGGUCUCAGCAAAUUCAUAGUUAGGCUUUGUUAUGGAUUCAGAAUAGCUUCGUAAUGAAUAGAUCUCAUUGAAUAGGUCUGUAAUUUGAUGCUUCUGCAUAUUUUCUCUUUUACUAGAUGCUUGUUACAACAAAAAUGGAGUGCUUGUUAUCAAGUUCUCCAAUAAAAAAUGAUAGGUGAAUUUUUGUAUAGCUCAACAUCGUGAAAUUGGGUUAUUCAAUUUUUUUUUUCUUGUU